ACCUUAAAACAUAUUACCUUCACCUUCUCCCCCUUAGUUUCUUAUAUUACUUUCACUGGAAAAGAUCCUCUCAGUCAGUUAUAUGUCUGUUCUCUAAGAUAAGAAAUAUUAUUUAAAGUUUCUUUCAUGCUAUCGAUUUAAAAAAAUGAAGAGUUUGAUCAUCGUCUUCGUUUUAUCGACUUCCUGUCUUGGAGAGGUCUCACACAUUUUAUCAGAAUAUUCGACGACAACUACCAGCACAUUACCACCACCUCCACAACCAUACAGUUUUCAAUACAAAGCGGGACGAUAUCCAGGACACGUUGAUCGAAUUCAUCAAGAAUCUGGAGAUGGUUCCGGAACCGUUUAUGGAUCUUACUCGUUCAUCGAUCCUAAAUACAAAGUACGAAGAGUGGAAUAUGUGGCUGAUAAAAAUGGAUUUCAUCCAUCGUUGAUAAAUUACGACGAUACGCUUAAACAGCCUGUUGAUUCAGAAGCUGUGAAACUCGCGAAGGAAAGACAUUUUCAGCUUUAUGAAAAAUUAGCUGAUGCUAAUGCCCACGAUAUACCAAUAAAUGUACCAAAGGAUUCUGUUAGUGUAUUAAAAGCGAAGGACAAACAUUUACAGCUCUACCAGAAGAUUGCCGAAGAACACGCGGCUAUCGCAUCUCAAAGAGAAGCAGAGCGUACAGCAUAUGAAGCAACUUCGAUUAUUAAUGACGUUAAUGAACAUCAAACAUAUUAAGAAACUACUAAUAAGAAAGAGAAAUUGUUGAUAUAGUAUCAAUAAGAUGAAUUUACCUGUAUAAAAUCUUUCAGAAUUUAAAAACAAGAAUUUUUGUGCAAUGCAAAUUUGAUAAAAAACGGACAAUAGAUGAUUUUAUAAUUGUUACAUAUAUAACAUGUGUUAUUAAUCAUAAAAGGACACGUGAGUCACAUACACAUGAAUAUCUUCUAUGAGUACCGGAACUGUUGCUGUAUAUAUUAAAAAAAAGAUAAAUACUAUAAUUACACUAUGCAUUGGUAUAAAAGUCUAGGUGUGACAAAAAAUAAAAUUGUCGCCGUUUGUAUCUCCGGGAAGAUGAAGUUCUACGGUUUUUGGUUACUGCUUAUUGCCAUAUUCUAUAUUACGAUUACUGUAGGUAGGAACAUCGAUUAUACCAGCAAUGCUUUUUUAAAAUCUAAAAGCAUCGCUUGUCGUGGAGGUCGAGGAAACAAUGGAGGAGGAGGCACAAAUGCUACUAGUGGUGCAACAGAAGCUAUGACUAAUAUGGCACCUAAUUUAAUGCGCACUGCACAACAAGCAAUGGGUACCUUGACGGAUAUGGUGUCAAAUAUGAAUCCAAUGGGGUAAAUCACAUAUUUGUUCGAAAUUAUUGCACCAUGUAUCCGAUAAUCGAAUUUACAAAUAUAAUGAUAUUAUAAAUACUUUAUAAUCAUUACUUUCAUAAUCAAAAAUGCUUCUUGUAGUUGUUAAAAAUAUUAGAAUUAAAUAAUAAAAUAAUAAUUAAUGAACACAA
This is a messenger RNA of Vespa velutina, 1499 nucleotides long. RefSeq names its product cuticle protein 16.8-like. The transcript is spliced from 6 exons. NCBI's taxonomy places the organism in Eukaryota, Metazoa, Arthropoda, Insecta, Hymenoptera, Vespidae. Gene Ontology annotation, molecular function: structural constituent of chitin-based larval cuticle. Bases 146 to 724 code for a protein of 192 amino acids. Gene Ontology annotation, cellular component: chitin-based extracellular matrix. The record is from RefSeq and is a predicted model, not a curated record.